This is a messenger RNA of Macaca mulatta (Rhesus monkey), 2122 nucleotides long. RefSeq names its product interleukin 18 (gene IL18). Gene Ontology annotation, biological process: inflammatory response; cytokine-mediated signaling pathway; cellular response to lipopolysaccharide. The record is from RefSeq and is a predicted model, not a curated record. Lineage: Eukaryota; Metazoa; Chordata; Mammalia; Primates; Cercopithecidae. Gene Ontology annotation, molecular function: cytokine activity.
GGAAUAGAAAGUUUUAACACUAAAAACUGCAAGUUUGCCCUCUCAUCUGAAUUUUGGUAUCCCUCUCCCCAAGCUUACUUUCUGUUGCAGAAAAUUUAAAAAUUAUUAAAUAAAAUUCUAAUGAUGGUAUCCAUGUGGCUUGCAUCUGAUAUAGCAGAUAAAGAAGUUUUAUGAAAAUGGACUCCUUUUCCACUGAAAAGUAAAUCUUAAUGGCCUGUAUCAACUAUCCUUUGACACCAUAUUGAGGUUGGGAGGAAGGGGAAGUCCGGAAUGAGGUUAUAAAGUAAAAGAAAAUAUUUUGCAAAAUGUUCCUUCUUUUAAAAUGUUAUGUUUUAGAAAUAUUUUAAGUGUUGUAACAUUGUAGGAAUUACCCCAAUAGGACUGAUUAUUCCGCAUUGUAAAAUAAGAAAAAGUUUUGUGCUGAAGUGUGACCAGGAAGUCUGAAAAUGAAGAGAGACAGAUGAGAAAAGAAGAUGCUUCUAAUGGACUAAGGAGGUGCUUUCUUAAAGUGUUUGUGUGUACUUCAGAAAGAGGUACAGGUUUUGGAAGGCGCAGAGGCCCAAAUUUUACAGAAGAAAAGAUUUCAUGAAAAUAGUGAUAUUACAUUAAAAGAAAUACUCGUAUCCUCUGCCACUUUAUUUCAACUUCUAUUGCCCUAAGAAAGAGCCUGUUUGAAGGCGGGAACAAGGAGUGCCGGCAGCAGUCUCCUCCCUCCACCUUCUUCCUCAUUCUCUCCCGAGCCUGCUGAGCCCUUUGCUCCCCUGGUGACUCCCUGGACAGGCAGCAAGGAGUUGUCUCCCAGUGCGUUUUGCCCUCCUAGCUGCCAACUCUGGCUGCUAAAGCGGCUGCCACCUGCUACAGUCUGUUACACAGCCUCGGGAAGAGGAAAGGGACCUCGGACCUUCCAGAUUGCUUUCUCUAGCAAGAAACUGUCACAGGUUGAAGUGCAAUGGUGUGAUCUCAGCUCACUGCAACCGCACCCUCCUGGGUUCCAUCAAUUCACCCUCCCAAGUAGCUGGGACUACAGGAAUAAAGAUGGCUGCUGAACCAGCAGAAGACAAUUGCAUCAAUUUUGUGGCAAUGAAAUUUAUUGACAGUACGCUUUACUUUAUAGCUGAAGAUGAUGAAAACCUGGAAUCAGAUUACUUUGGCAAGCUUGAAUCUAAAUUAUCAAUCAUAAGAAAUUUGAAUGACCAAGUUCUCUUCAUUGACCAAGGAAAUCGGCCCCUAUUUGAAGAUAUGACUGAUUCUGACUGUAGAGAUAAUGCACCCCGGACCAUAUUUAUUAUAAAUAUGUAUAAAGAUAGCCAGCCUAGAGGUAUGGCUGUAGCCAUCUCUGUGAAAUGUGAGAAAAUUUCAACUCUCUCCUGUGAGAACAGAAUUAUUUCCUUUAAGGAAAUGAAUCCUCCUGAUAACAUCAAGGAUACGAAAAGUGACAUCAUAUUCUUUCAGAGAAGUGUCCCAGGACAUGAUAAUAAGAUGCAAUUUGAAUCUUCAUCAUACGAAGGAUACUUUCUAGCUUGUGAAAAAGAGAGAGACCUUUAUAAACUCAUUUUGAAAAAAAAGGAUGAAUUGGGGGAUAGAUCUAUAAUGUUCACUGUUCAAAACGAAGACUAGCUAUUAAAAUUUCAUGCUGGGCACGGUGGCUCACGCCUGUAAUCCCAGCCUCAAAGGUCAGGAGUUCAAGACCAGCCUGACCAACAUGGUGAAACUUCGUCUCUACUAAAAAUACAAAAAAUUAGCUGGGUGUGGUAACCCAUGCCCACAAUCCCAGCUACUCGAGAGGCUAAGGCAGGAGAAUCACUUGAACCCGGGAGGCAGAGGUUGUGGUGAGCCACGAAUGCGCCAUUGCACUCCAGCCUGGGCAACAAGAGCAAAACUCCAUCUAAAUAUAUACAUACAUACAUACAUACAUACAUUCAUACAUACAUACAAAUUUCGUAAUGUAAACUGUCUGAAUUUUUAUGUUUAGAAAGAUUAUGAGAUUAGUCUAUAAUUGUAAUGGUGAAAUAAAAUAAAUACUGGUCUUGAAAAACAUCAUUAAGAAAUGAAUGAACUUUCACAAAAGCUAACAGACUUUCCCUUAUUUAAGUCAAUAAAAUAUUUGCAUGUUUAAAAACUU